AUGAAGAAGACAACGAGUAGUUCGACGGUAUCGAAAAAUCAAACAACUCUUGGACAAUUCUGGUCGUCAACCGGAUCGAAACCGUCAAAUAAUACUAAUACAAUUACUAGGAAAGUAUCUUCAGUUCAAAAUGACGACGACGAUGAUGAUGUCGAAUUACUCGCUGCAAUGGAACAAUUUGAAAAAAAGAAUCUGACUUCUCCUUCGUCUUCAAAAACAACGAAAUCAACUGCAAACACGACAUCAAAUUCCAAAUGGCCAAUAUCUUAUAAAGCCGAACAAAAUUCCAAGCAAUCCUAUCAAGCAUCUAUUUCAGCGCCUGCAAAUGCCAAUGAACAAGCUCAUACGUAUCCAGAUUUUGAUCGACAAGCAGGUCGUAUUUGGAUCUAUCCAACCAAUUAUGAAAAACGUGAAUAUCAGUACAAAGUAGUCAGUGCAGCAUUAUUUCACAAUACGCUUGUCAUUUUACCAACGGGUCUGGGAAAAACAUUUAUUGCUGCUGUUGUUAUGUACAAUUACUGUCGUUGGUAUCCAACGGGUAAAAUUAUCUUUACAGCUCCGACAAAGCCACUCGUUGCUCAACAGAUGGAUGCUUGUGCUAAAGUAAUGGGGAUUCGAAGGACUGAAAUGUGUGAGAUGACUGGCGGAGUAAAUCCGGAGGAACGCCGAAGACUCUGGUUGGAGAAAAGAGUCUUCUUUCUAACACCGCAAACGUUGAAUAAUGAUUUGGUGAAGUCAACCUGUCCAUGGUCGAAAAUUCGAUGCUUAAUUAUCGAUGAAGCUCAUCGAGCACUCGGACAACAUGCUUAUUGUCAAGUCGUUCAAGAAUUGUCGAGAAACGGUGAAGACUUUCGCGUUCUUGCUCUCAGUGCUACUCCAGGCAAUAACGUUGAAGCUGUACAAAAUGUGAUCAACAAUCUAAGUAUUUCACAUAUCGAAAUGUUCACUGAUGAUUCACCUGAAAUCAAAAGAUACAGUUUCGACAAAAUUAUCGAUAAAAUCGUUGUUGGACCAAAUCAACUGAUGCAAGAUGUACGACGAGUCAUUUUAAAUAUUGUUCAACAACCAGUCGAAACACUAGCCAGAUUAGGAGUCAUUUACCAAAAGAAUCCCGAAAAUGUCACAUACGGAUCGAUAAUCAUGACCAUGAAACGAAUUACACAAGAUAAACCAGCUAACCUAAACGAUAAACAACAUCAAGAAGCGAAAAGUGCACUUUUCUUUGCCAUAUCAUUCUAUCACGCCCUCGAUGAACUGGAAAAACACGGCUUACAAUCGGUGUAUAAUUUUUUCAAGAAAAAAUUGACCGAGGACAAAAAGAACGGCAUGUUACAUGCAACAUUUCGAAACAACCGUGCAUUAAAUGACAUCUAUACUCAGUUACAAAACUUAUUCGAUUUGUCUCAAGUCAGUACACAACAGCGACGCACUACAAGUCUUCAAAUAGGUCAUCCAAAGCUAGCUAAACUGCGCGAAUGUGUCGUCGAACAUUUUCAAACAUUUGAACGUACGAAAACAAAAGCCAACGAUCAAACACGAGUGAUUAUUUUCAGUGAGAAACGUGAUAGUGUCCGAGAAAUUAAAGAACUUCUCGAUCAAGAUCAACCAUUAGUGAAGCCCAUGGCAUUUAUCGGUCAAGCAUCAUCACAUGCCGCUGGACAGGGUAUCAAUCAAAAGUUGCAGAAGAAAGUUGUCAAUGAAUUCCGUGCUGGUGGUUAUAAUGUUUUGAUAGCAACUUCAAUUGGUGAAGAGGGUUUAGAUAUUGGUAGCGUUGAUUUGAUUGUUUGUUUUGAUGCACUGAAAUCACCUAUUCGACUUGUUCAACGUAUGGGUCGAACAGGUCGUGCUCGACAAGGUCGAAUUGUUCUUCUCAUGACUGAAGGUAAAGAAGAACGCACGUAUCAUGAAGGUGAAAUGCAACAAAAACGGAUUUUGAAAUUAAUUGUUGAUGGUGCACAGAUGUUGGAGUUGUAUCGCAAUAAUUUACGAAUGGUUCCCAGCGAUCUUCAACCGGUUUGUCAAGAAAUGAUGGUGAAAAUGGCAGAUGAUGCGAACCUGUCUGAACCACAAAAUCGAAAGAAAUUCAAAUCAAAUGAUGCAGAUUUUAACUCCAUUAUAAAUAAAACUAAGCAACAAGAAAGUUUAUUGAAAUUAUUUCGGAAAGAUAAACUCUUAACUGAUAAUGAGUUCUACCACUGGACUCGAAACUAUCAACUAAAUGACAUCAAUGACGACAACAACAAUGAUGAUGAUGAUGAUGAUGAUCGAUCGGUCAUGUCUGCUAAAGAUCGAGUGGCGUCAUUGUUGAAAGCAGCAAUGAAAAAAUGGUCGAAUGAACAACGAGAAAUUCAAAGUCAAACGAUGCAUUCCUCGCGAACGAAGAUAUUCGUGGAUUUUAUGAAGAAUUACACAACGGAAAGAGUUUAUGUUGAUAUUCCAUCUCAUACAUGGCCUAUGGAUGAUCAACCAACACCAGUGGAACCAGUUACUAUCGAUCGACCAAAAAUGCCACCACCAUUUGAUCGAUCGAAAUUAAAAGAACAAAUUCAAGCGAAACGAACUUGUUCACCCGUUGAUCUAUCGAAAAUGCCUGAAGAAUGUGAUCAAUUACUGAAUCUUCAGCCAAUAAUUCAACAAAAGCUUGUACAAGCACGCGAGGAAGAAGUACAUGCCGAAGAAGUUGAUUGUGGAGAUUUAUUUUCAACUGGAUCAGCAUUUGACAUCACACAAGUAUAUUCUCAACGAACGAUUAUGCCACCAACAUCAAGUCCAACAUUCGUUCCGACUCAGCACGAACAAAAAGAGGAAGUGGAAGAGGAUAAUAUUGGAAACUUCAAUAUUACGAUCGAUGAUCUCUUUCAAGCAUCUCAAACUUCUCAUUUAUCACCCACCCUGCAAAUAAAUGAAGCGAGAUCGCAAGCGAGAAAUGUUUUUGACGAUGAUGAUGGAAUCGAUAAUGACGAACUAUUAGAAGCAUUUAAUAAACACAUAGAACCAUCAUCAACAUCCAAUCAAAUUACAAAUCCAAGUCCUGUCUUGAUUCUAACAAAUCGAGUGAACACCCAGUGUCAAUCAACGAUAUCUACGGCUGACACAACAUUACCGAAAUUUGACUUAGAAUUUAGUUUUGAUGAUCUUGAUAACAGUGAUGACGCAACAAACAAUGUACUUGACACUUCAAUAGCAGAAGCAACGACUAAAAUGAAUAUUACAAGUCAUUCUGAGAAAUUUGAAACACCAAUUCGACCAGUGCCAUCAAGAAAACGCGUGCGACGUCUUUCGGGCAUUACACCGGAUACAAUCGAAAGAAAGAAGACAAAAAGUGCACAAGACAUUCACGCUGAUCAACAACGACACUUUCAUCGACGUUUAGCAUCGGAUUUUCUCGAUUAUGAAGCAGCUGUUGAUGAUAACGAUCUAUCCAAUACAAUUUCAUCGGAUGAAGUUGAAAACGAACACGAAACCGAACAAGAUCAUUUCAUCGACGAUCGACAAGUCUUAACUCAAGUCGGCAACAUUGAUAUGACCAGCGUUUAUUUGAAAAGUAUUAAAAGCCCAAAGAUUAACUAUCGCCCGCCACCACGAGCUAUUCCUAUCGAAGAUAUUUAUUCGCAAUUGCCAAACAUGACCAUGGACGAUGAUACAUAUGACGAAGAUGACAGUUUUGUGGAUGAUACGACACAAGUCAUCGAUGAUCAUCAUGGUGAAGUGGAUUUCGAUGAACUUGCCAAUAUUCUCGGCACACAAUCAGUGGUGCAUCGUCCAACCAAAGUUACAAGACGCGGAGUCAGAUUCGGACGAUCAUCGGAAACGACAACACCAAAACGAAAACCAGCACGUCGAGUUCAGAUAGCGCAAAGUCCAUUCUAA
Adineta ricciae is the source of this 3870-nucleotide messenger RNA. Lineage: Eukaryota; Metazoa; Rotifera; Eurotatoria; Adinetida; Adinetidae. The record is from the annotation of a GenBank genome assembly.